Messenger RNA from Nelumbo nucifera (sacred lotus), 2569 nucleotides. Its product is annotated as ARM REPEAT PROTEIN INTERACTING WITH ABF2-like. NCBI's taxonomy places the organism in Eukaryota, Viridiplantae, Streptophyta, Magnoliopsida, Proteales, Nelumbonaceae. The record is from RefSeq and is a predicted model, not a curated record. Gene Ontology annotation, molecular function: protein binding.
CAACUCCUUCCUCUCGCUCCUCUCCUGUGUGUCUCUCCAUGGAGCAGCAGAAGCACCAAGAACAACAGCAGAAGCUCCCCGAGAGGAAAGGGCAGAAGCGCAAGCUGGAGGAAGAAAUCGAAGAAGAACGAGAGAUCUCUCUCAUCUCUCCCGACGCUCACCAGGCGUUGGCGGCCGAGGUGAGUGCGCAGGUUAAUAUCCUUAACACCACCUUCUCUUGGAAGGAAGCCGAUCGAGCCGCCGCUAAGCGUGCCACUCACAUCCUCGCUGAGCUCGCCAAGAAUGAGGAAGUUGUGAAUGUUAUUGUCGAUGGUGGUGCGGUCCCGGCUCUGGUGAAGCAUCUUCAGUCGCCACCACAUUCGAUAGAAGGUGACGCAGGUCCGAAGCCGUUCGAACACGAGGUGGAGAAGGGGAGUGCUUUCGCUCUUGGCUUCCUCGCUGUGAAGCCUGAGCACCAACAGCUCAUAGUUGAUGCUGGUGCUUUGUCUCAUCUUGUGGACCUGUUAAAGAGGCACAGGGAUGGUUGUAGCUCUCGAGCAGUCAACAGUGUUAUUCGCAGGGCUGCUGAUGCAAUCACUAACCUUGCUCAUGAAAAUAGCAGCAUUAAAACCCGUGUCAGAAUUGAAGGGGGAAUUCCACCUCUUGUUGAGCUUCUUGAGUUUACGGAUACAAAGGUGCAAAGAGCGGCAGCUGGAGCACUACGAACCCUAGCAUUUAAAAAUGAUGAGAACAAGAAUCAGAUUGUAGAGUGCAAUGCUCUUCCAACCCUCAUUCUAAUGCUUCGGUCUGAGGAUGCUGCUAUACAUUAUGAGGCGGUUGGUGUCAUUGGAAAUUUGGUGCACUCAUCCCCAAACAUAAAGAAGGAGGUUCUCCUUGCUGGAGCUUUACAACCUGUUAUUGGAUUACUCAGUUCGUGCUGUUCGGAGAGCCAAAGAGAGGCGGCUUUAUUACUUGGGCAAUUUGCUGCAACAGAUUCAGAUUGCAAGGUUCACAUUGUACAAAGGGGUGCUGUUCGUCCUUUAAUUGAGAUGCUUCAGUCCCCUGAUAUACAGCUUAGGGAAAUGUCAGCCUUUGCACUGGGGAGGUUGGCACAGGAUACACACAAUCAAGCUGGUAUAGCUCAUAAUGGUGGUCUUGUGCCAUUGCUGAAGCUUCUAGACUCAAGGAAUGGAUCUCUGCAACAUAAUGCUGCUUUUGCUCUUUAUGGCCUUGCAGACAAUGAGGACAAUGUUUCUGAUUUUAUCAAGAUUGGAGGUGUUCAAAAGCUGCAAGAUGGAGAGUUUAUUGUCCAAGCUACCAAAGAUUGUAUAGCAAAGACUUUGAAAAGAUUAGAGGAGAAGAUCCACGGACGAGUAUUGAACCAUCUAUUAUAUCUGAUGCGCGUGGGAGAAAAGGUUUUUCAGAGACGAGUUGCUUUAUCUCUUGCUCAUCUUUGUUCCCCUGAUGAUCAAAGAACAAUAUUCAUUGAUAAUAAUGGUUUGGAGUUGCUUUUGGAGCUUCUUGGGUCUACAAGCCCAAAGCAACAACAAGAUAGUUCGGUGGCCCUCUACAAGUUAGCCAAAAAAGCUGCAACUCUCUGCCCUAUGGAUGCAGCUCCUCCAUCUCCAACACCACAGGUCUAUUUGGGUGAGCAAUAUGUAAAUAAUGCUACACUUUCCGAUGUCACCUUUCUAGUUGAAGGGAGACGGUUUUAUGCUCACAGAAUUGCUCUACUUGCUUCUUCGGAUGCAUUCCGUGCGAUGUUUGAUGGUGGCUAUAGGGAGAAGGAUGCAAGAGAUAUAGAGAUCCCUAAUAUACGAUGGGAUGUUUUUGAAUUGAUGAUGAGAUUUAUAUACACGGGAUCAGUGGAUGUUACAUUAGACAUUGCACAGGAUCUCCUUAGAGCUGCAGAUCAGUAUCUCCUGGAGGGACUCAAGCGUCUAUGUGAGUAUGCAAUUGCACAGGAUGUAUCUUUGGAGAAUGUUUCAAGCAUGUAUGAACUUUCAGAGGCUUUUCAUGCUAUUUCAUUAAGGCAUACAUGCAUCUUGUUUAUUUUGGAGCAGUUUGAUAAAUUGAGUGCUAGGCCAGGGUAUUCUGAACUGAUACAGCGCAUAAUUCCAGAGAUCCGCAACUACUUUUCCAGAGCACUUACCGAGCCUAACCAACAACAUAACAUCCGAGUAGAGGUUCAUUGCUGACCAAUGUCAACUAACAAGGCAGAGAUGGAUGCUGAAGAUUGUACAGUGGAGAAUCUUUUCGUUGUCUUCAAUGGAAUUAUUGUGUUGAGCAAAAUGUUGACAGAAUGUAGUGCACCGUCUCUUUGAUUCAGAGUGCCUUCCCCUGUUAACAUUUUUCUGUAGUUUUAUUAUCAAGUGUAAUUGUCAUUCCUACUUUUGCUAGACUACCAGCUGUUCUCAUGCCCUUGGCCUUGGGGGUUGGGGAAGCGGAUAUCGCUUGGGAUAAUUGGUAAAUGAGUGCGGCAUUUGAGAAGUGCUCUCGUUUGAAUCACUUUCCAGAUUCGAUUACAAUCUCGUUUGACCUCCUAUAAAGAGUUUCAGUUAUCCAGUUAUGACCUCCUAUUCAUUUUUCA